Molecule: messenger RNA, 1710 nt
Organism: Fonsecaea multimorphosa CBS 102226
Lineage: Eukaryota; Fungi; Ascomycota; Eurotiomycetes; Chaetothyriales; Herpotrichiellaceae
Exons: 3
Coding region: 1-1710 (569 amino acids)
Molecular function (GO): sulfuric ester hydrolase activity
Source: RefSeq, a predicted model, not a curated record
AUGGGUUCUUUCAAUCCUUUUCCUCAGUCUCCCCCAGUGUCGCCUCCCAAUGGCUUCCAGGGUGUCCAAGGCUUUUCGACGCCGUUGUUCCCGGCCAAACCGAACAUUCUCUUCAUCAUGGCCGACCAGCUUGCUGCCCCGUUGUUGAAGAUGCACAACCCCAAGUCUCUGAUCAAGACUCCCAAUCUCGACAAGUUGGCAGAACGUUCAGUCGUGUUUGACUCGGCAUAUUGCAACUCUCCGCUUUGUGCGCCGUCUAGGAUGUGUUUGAUCAGCGGUCAACUGCCUUCCAAGAUCGGCUCGUACGACAACGCCAGCUCCAUUCCGUCCGAGACACCGACAUACGCGCAUUACCUGCGAGCCGCUGGCUACGAAACCACUCUGGCUGGCAAGAUGCAUUUCAUUGGGGAUCAACUCCACGGCUAUGAGAACCGUUUGACUUCUGACAUUUACCCUGGUGAUUUCGGCUGGGCGGUCAACUGGGAUGACCCAGACCGAAGACUCGAGUGGUACCACAACAGCAGCUCUAUCUUACAGGCUGGGCCGUGUGUCAGGACCAAUCAGCUGGACUACGACGAGGAGGUUCUGUACAAGUCAAAGCAGUAUCUUUACGACCAUGCAAGGGCGCCUGCUGGAAAACGGCCAUUCGCCCUUACAGUUUCCUUCACGCAUCCUCAUGACCCAUACGCUAUUGAGGAGAAGUAUUGGGACUUGUAUGAGGACGUGGACAUCGACCUGCCGACCGUGAACAUCAGUGAGGAAGACCAAGACCCGCACAGCAGGCGCUUGUUGCGUGUCUGCGAGCUUGAGGGCCACAAUUUCACAGACGAGCAGAUCAAACGCGCUCGUCGAGCGUAUUAUGGCGCUGUGAGCUACGUCGAUGAUUGUAUUGGCCAGUUGCUUGACGUCCUCAAGAAAUGCGGCAUGGAAGACAACACCGUUGUCAUGUUUUCCGGUGACCAUGGAGAUAUGCUGGGCGAAAGAAGCCUGUGGUACAAGAUGUCGUAUUUCGAAAAUUCCGUUCGAGUACCUAUGUUGAUCAGUCACCCAAAACAAUUCCGUCCCCACCGAGUCUCUCAAAAUGUCUCGACUCUAGAUCUCAUGCCGACUCUUGUGGACUUGAUUGGGUCCAAGCUAGUUCCCGGAUUGCCGAUGGAUGGUCUGUCCUUGUUACCUCAUCUCUACGGCAGUGACGGUGGCCAUGAUACCGUCUUCGCCGAGUAUAUGGGCGAGGGAACCGUGUCUCCCCUGAUGAUGAUCCGACGAGGCGACUGGAAGUACAUCACAUGCCCAGCCGAUCCUCCUCAGCUGUUCAACUUGCGAAAUGACCCGCUUGAGCUCACCAACCUUGCCACUAGCCAGGACCCAGAAACUCUGGCCGUCUGCAAGGCUUUCGAGGAAGAAGCAAAUAGGAAGUGGGACUUCAAGAAAAUCACCGACGAUGUCCUGAGGACUCAGCGCCAACGUCGACUGGUAUGGUCUGCCUUAACCCAAGGCCGCUUUGAGAGCUGGGACUGGAAUCCCAUCGAUGAUGGCCGCGUCAAGUACAUCCGUUCACAAAUUCCCCUGGACGAACUCGAACGGCGAGCUCGAUAUCCCAUGCACACAAACGUGCCGGCCCAAAUUUCUGUCAACAACAAGGCCGAAGUGGUCUGCCUGCAGCCGGAAAAGCUGACCGAGAUUGCGAGCGAACCGGUCCACUAUCGCUGA